Cylicocyclus nassatus is the source of this 6435-nucleotide messenger RNA. The record is from the annotation of a GenBank genome assembly. Lineage: Eukaryota; Metazoa; Nematoda; Chromadorea; Rhabditida; Strongylidae.
AUGAUAGCUAAUGAUACUGUAGAAUUUGGCAAUGACUUUUUCAAGUUCAAACUUUGUGCUAUUGGUGAGCAUUGCUCUGUUAUUGGAGGUGUUGCUGGAUGUAUUUCUAAUACAGGGCAUCAGAUUUGCUGUUCAAAUGGUUGUGGCCGUGAAUGUAUGUUUCCACUGGCAGGGUUCCCUAUGGAAAUGCAAUUGACUGGGCAGCCUAUACAAGCGAGGUCCUUCCACCGCCUGGUUACUGCUACAGCAAAUGUUCUUCCCGCUCUAAGUGAACCAAUACGCCCAGUAAAUGCUACAAUAGCGCCAGUAUCGCUCAUGAUAGAUCGGUCUUUCGCGGUUAAGACAUCUGUCCCACAACAGAAAGCUGGAAUGUGUCUUCCUGCCGGGGAUGAGAAAGCGUGCUCAACUUACACAAAAUGUUCGGACGACUCCGAGUGUAAGGAUGUGGAGAAAUGCUGUAAGAAUGCCUGUGGUUCCGUAUGUGUUGAUCCAACGAAAGCUACAAAUUGCAUACACUUCGCAAUAGCUGUCAAAAAACUUCCCGAACAAAAGCUAAAGUAUGGCUAUGUUCCAAAAUGCGACAGUAGUGGAAAAUUUUCUCCAAUCCAAUGUGAUGAGCGUAUUUGUUGGUGCGUAGACGUGAACUACGGAAUGGAAAUUGCCGGAUCAUCUGUACCUGUUGGUAUGAGAAGAGACGAUAUGUGCAGAGAUUUGCGACUUUGUGGAGUAAAAUGCUCAAAACAAUGCGCUCAUGGGCUGAAGAUGACAGUAUUCGGAUGUCCCGAUCCUGCUUGUGAGUGUAGGAAUGUCUGCGAAGACGUACGAUGCACCAAUGGAGCAGAUAUCUGUCAGCUUAUCGAACCCGACUGUGCCCAUCCGCCUUGUCUUCCUGUGCCGAGAUGCCUGAUCAAUCCAUGUCCAAUUGGCCCACCAAUGACGCUUCAAAAUGGUGUGACGGCUCUAUGUACCACAUCUGACCAAUGCACUCACGGAAACUGGUGCCAUAAAAUUGGUUAUGGAGGGCUUGGUUUUUGCUGUGGAGGGCCUAAAAUUUCAAAACGAGCCGAGUGCUCAGCUGUGAUGCCUUUGAAGGAAGCAAGAUGUUCAUCUACAUGUAAGACAGACCUUGACUGCGCAAAUGGGAAAUGCUGCUUUGAUGGUUGUGGACUUACCUGUUAUCCGUUAGAAUCGCCAAAAUUGCAAGUCAAAUCCAUUUCAUCGCAAAGAAAAAUGAUCUUUCUACCGGGAGACGUUGCGCGGCAUAAUAAAGGUAUGCUAUCUUCCUUGACUGCCGACUGCCCAUCAUCUAUGGAAAAAUCUCUCAUCGAGAAGAUCACAAAUUGUUCCUCACUUUGUGAAUCUGAUGAUGAAUGUUCUGGCAUGAAACGAUGUUGUCGGGUAGGAUGCUCGACACAAUGUCUAUAUCCAGUGCGGACCACUCCUUGUUUUCAUGCAGCUCUUACAGCCGAAAUAUAUGAAAUGCGAAAGUUGAAACGAUGCAAUCAUGCGGGAAAAUAUGAACCGAUACAGUGCGACUAUGAUGGCUGUUUUUGCGUGGAUAUAGAUAAUGGUGAAGAGAUUCCCGGCACCAGGACUGUCAGUGACGCACCUAUGUGUGAAAAGUUGAGCUCUUGCCCUACGAUGACUUGCCGCACAUCCUGCCCUUACGACUUUGAGAAGGAAGCGAACGGAUGCCCAUCGUGUCGGUGUAAGAACCCAUGCGCAGAGGUAAAAUGUCCGCAGGGCAGUUUUUGCAUCAUGACAGCUGUCAGCUGUUUCCAAACAGAGAAUUGUCCUCCUCAGCCGAGAUGUGUUCUCAACCUCUGCCCCCGUGGAGAGCCAUUCAUCUCUGCUGUAGGAGUUGUAGAGACGUGCAGCUCUAAAGAUCAGUGUCCAUUACAUUACUGGUGCCACCAAGUCGGCGUCGCUUCCACGGGAAUCUGCUGUCCAGAUCCUACUCGAGCUGUUCAUGAAGGCGUGUGUCCACCCACUGUUCCAGCGCUGGAUAGAUCAGAUAUUUGCAAAUUUGAUUGUCGAGCAGAUGAUGAUUGUUCAACCAGCCAGAAGUGUUGCUACGAUGGAUGUGGUAUGCAGUGUAAAGAGACAUCUCCAUCAUCCAUAGUAGGAGAGGCAGAGGAAAAGAAGCCUGAGGUUAUUAAGCCCGGCGUUUGCCCCUAUUUAAACCAGAGGCAGUGUAACGGACAACCUCACGUCCAUCAAUGUACAACCGAUGUGGAUUGUGUCGGAGUGCAGAAGUGCUGCUCAGAUGGAUGCACAAGGAAAUGUCUCUACCCCGAGAAUAACAGCGCUUGUAUGCAAGCAAAAGCUGCUUUGCAAAUGAUUGGCCAGUCGUCGAGGAUUCAGUGCAGACCAGAUGGAUCCUUCGAAGAGGUGCAGUGUGAUUCUGAUUACUGUUGGUGUGUGAAUCAAUUUGGUGUCGAAAUGGAAGGAACACGGACAUCAGAUGACAUAGCUCCUAAUUGUAGAGCUCCACGGAAAUGCAUACUUCCGCUAUGUACACAUGAUAUCUCUUGCAAAUAUGGUAUGAGGAAGGAUUCAAAUGGCUGUGACACCUGUGAAUGUAGCAGCCCUUGUGAUGGAGUUACUUGUCCAGAUGAUUCUGUAUGCGUGCCAGCUCCCGUGGAUUGUCUAGCAGGACCGUGUCCCGAGGUCCCGCGAUGCGUGGUGAAUCCAUGCCGAGAUGGAGUUCCAUUGACUGACAUCUCAACAGCUCAACAUAUCAAUUGUUCUGAUAGCAGCGAAUGUGCUGGAUCACAUCAUCCUGGUUACUGUAGCCAGUACAAGAGUGAUGGCGGGAUCUGUUGUCCUGGGCAUGAACCGAAUUGGUCACCAGGGACUUGCCCACAAGGAAUAUUGGCAAAUGGUGAUUGCACCAGACAUUGUCUCCUAGACGAAGAAUGUGCAUCUGGCCAAAAAUGCUGCUUUAACGGUUGCGGUAUGGCAUGCGUUGCUGCUGUCUUUUCUGCUCCAUCAGAUUUAUCUGUGCACAUUGGAGAAUGCUUAGAGACCAAGCCAUUGGGAGCUUUUUGCGUACAGAGGUCAAAAGAAUCCGAAUGUUCUGUCGACUCCGACUGUCCUUCACUGAAGAAAUGCUGUAAUGAUGGAUGUGUUCGUCGCUGUUCUUUACCAGACGUUACUACCCAUUGUAUUCAUGCUCGUUUGGCUGCUCUGGCAAUGCGCGACAUCGGCGGUGGUGGCUUUGUGCCCGAAUGCGAUGCGAAUGGUGAUUACCAACCGAUCCAAAGCCAUUUCUCCGUGAAAUGGUGUGUAAACAAGUUUGGAAAGGAAAUUCCAGGCACGAAAUCUACGGGUAAACCGAACUGCAAGCUACCAAGGUCAUGUCCCGUUCAUGCCUGUAACAAACGUUGUCCAUUUGGGCAACGUACAGACAAUGAUGGUUGUCCUGUAUGCGACUGUAUCAUGCCUUGCGAGCUGGUACAAUGCCAGGCCGGGUUCGUGUGCCGUAUGGUACAACCGCAUUGUUACACAAAAGAGUGUGAAGCUAUUCCGAGAUGCGUACCCAAUUCUUGCCCAUCUGGGGAACCCCUGGUCACUCCGGGAACUUGGACUAUGGCAGGGUGCAGUGAACACAAUCUAUGCCCUGCUGGUUACUAUUGUAGCCAGAAUGGAUACGAAGGAAGAGGAAUUUGUUGCCCUGGAGCAGCCCUAACCGUAACACCCAUGUCUUGCCCAGCUCUUCCGAUAACAGCAAAUCCCGUAGACGGAUCUUCCUGCGUCGUCGCUUGUCGUCGAGCUACCGAUUGCUCCCAUUCAGUUUGCUGCUUCAACGGUUGUGGAACCAGCUGCCAGUUCGAGACUGGAAAAUCUUUGACUAUCACUGGAGCGCCAAUAUCGGUCACUUCGGCAGCUACCCUAACAAAGCCAGUGGUGGUGUCCAUUGACGGCAGACCACAUAUUCAGCCUAUUUACAAAAAGAUUGCGACGCCGUCUGUGGAUGCCAAGCCUGUCGACGUGACUGUAAACAACCAACCAAUAGGACAAUCGAAUGUUGUGGGGCCUCGAAAGAAGCACCCCAUCGUUCCCGAACUUUCCACAUCUGCUGUUGGUGUUAUUGGUAGUUCCACGGCAGUAGGUGCUUUCCCAAAGAAUGGCCUAAUUUCGACCCCACAGAAGAUCGGCGCUUGCCCGUCAGUCCUUUUGAAUCCAGGAUGUCAAGAAGAAUGUCUUUCUGAUACUGAUUGUGUAGCGUUUUCAAAGUGUUGUAAAGCUAGUUGUGGAACGAAGUGUGUGGAGCCAGCGGUCACAAGUCCAUGCUUACAUCGACUGGCCGCUUUUACCAAAGAGUGGCCAAGCAUACCUCCACCUGUGCAAUGCCUACCUAAUGGGGAUUUCCGAGAAACGCAAUGCGACUUUACGACUAAGCAAUGCUGGUGCGUUGAUGAUACUGGAGUUGAGGUAAUUGGAACGAGAACUGCUGGUCAUAAUGAGCUGCCAUCAUGCAAAACUCCGAAAAUCUGUUCCGUAACUUGUUCUCAGUCAUCUUGUACUUAUGGCGUACAGUUAGAUGCAAAUGGUUGUCCACAUGAUGGUGUUUGUUUGUGUAGAAAUCCUUGUGACGAUUUUGACUGUCCUGCACACAAAACCUGCGCGUUGGUGGCUGUCAAAUGCGACCGAGAGCCGUGUCCUCCUGUGCCAAGAUGCGUUGCUUCACCAUGUCAGUCUAAAAAUAUUGUUACGGAUUUGUAUGGCAAUGCCUUUUCCUGCCGUAGCGAUAGCUGUCCCAAAGGAGAAUGUAUGACUGCGGUAGGGGAAGAGCUUGGAGUGUGCUGUCAGAUGACGGAGACCACCACAGUCGCUCAUCAUCUUAAUAAAAGAUCAAAUUGUCUGCUCUACCAAAUCGCGGUUGAAGAACUUCAGAGGCACGGAGUACGGGGUGUACAUCAACCAGCUUGUGAUAUAAAUACGGGGCUUUUCGCCCGAAUCCAAUGCAAUAGCUUUGGUGUUUGCUGGUGUGUAGACCCUGAAAAUGGCAGGGAACUGCCAGGAACCAGAAAAGAGAAAUCUGUAGGGCAGAAUGUUUGUGAAGCCCCGCAUGUUUGCCCAAGGCAGUGCCCACAGGACUUGUGUCCUUACGGACUUGCUCUAGAUCGUAAUGGUUGUCCUUAUGUGGACUGUGACUGUGCUUCACCAUGUGAUUCAGUGAGCUGUAAAGCUGGAGAGAUUUGUCUUCUGCGGAUUCCGAGCUGCUCUUCGGCUAACUGCAUUCCAGUUCCUUCAUGUGAAAGCUCUCCCUGUAACGGUGGCCAUCGGCCAGCUAUGGAUCCCAGGACAAAGAAGCAAUUUUCAUGUCGCGAAUCUGGCGAAAUCUGUCCAACAGGGUUUUACUGCACUGGUUUUGACCCAGAUGGAGAAGGAGUAUGUUGUCCGGGAAGAGAACCAUUGGUCACGAAAAAAUCAUCCAGUUGCCCACAUGGGGAUCCUUUUGCCAGUUCGUCCGAUGGAACGCCACUGACCUGCUCGGCCAAAAUUAAUGGCUGCCCCGCCACUCACUACUGUCUAAAAAAGCCUGGAGACAAAGAUGGUAUCUGCUGUGUUUCAAAACGACAUGUCUGCAACCUUCAACCUGAUCGUGGACCAUGUUCUGUUACUUUACACAGAUAUUUUUACUCUCCUUUGAACCAGAGCUGUACGCAAUUCCAAUAUGGAGGCUGCGCAGGAAACCUAAAUAAUUUCGCCACCAAUGAAGACUGCGAAAAAUUUUGCGAAGGUGUUUCUUCUGAUUUUUUCACUGCUUAUAACGAUGAUGCAACUGAUAGCAUCGAGAUAUACGAGCUGGGUUUUUCUUUGACUGGACCACAAAUUCCGGUAACUGCAAGAAAACGGGCCCAAGAUUCACUGGCCGAUUUUCUGUCUGAGCGUUUUUCACUCUCUAAAAGUUCAAUCGAUCACGUCAAAAUUUUGGAUGACAACACUGCUCGUUUCACCGUUAAAGAUGCCCAGGCCAGAGCCAUCGCCAAGAAUAUUUCUGAGGCAGUCAAUUCGAGUCUAGAAUUUUCCUUAAAUGGAAAUCAUUAUCGCGCAGAGCCACAGACCUGGUUCGCACAUCAAGUGGCUGAUCGGGUAGUAUCCAGCACAACAAGAAUGCUAUUUUGGGGGCUACUCGCUGCUGCGAUCAUGUUCGCAACUUUGAUUAUUGCAAUGCUUUUGGGAGCUUGUGCAUAUCUAUGCAGCUCAGCAAGCUCGAAAAAAAGUGACACAAGUCAGCGCGUCAGAUCACCUUCAGAUGUCGUUUCUCACAGUAUAAUUACGGAACGAGUACGGCCACGACCUCAACUGCGUCAAGUCGAAACCCGAUAUCCUUCAAAUGCCACGACAAGGUCGGUACGAUCACUGUCAGUACCACAAAUUCCAACGAUACACAUAGAUCGGGCUAGUAGUGGUUCUUACUAUUGA